UAUAUAAGCGGAACUCUCAGCACUCUUAUCAGAGAGAGGGGGUAAAAAACUCACGAGAACGAACGCGCAGGGUUUGACAAUGGCGUCUAGGGCUUCGAUUUGCUUCUUUGUGCUGGCUCUGUCUCUCUUCGCGUCGUCCUUUACGAAUAUCUGUGCCGAGGAACCGGCAUCGGCAUCGGAAUCGGAAUCGAAGGAGUUCGUGCUCACCUUGGACCACUCCAACUUCUCCGACACUGUAAGCAAGCACGACUUCAUCGUCGUGGAGUUCUACGCCCCUUGGUGUGGCCACUGUAAGAAGCUUGCUCCAGAGUACGAGAAAGCUGCAUCUGUAUUGAGCGUUCAUGACCCUCCAGUCAUUCUAGCAAAAGUUGAUGCCAAUGAAGGAGAAAAUAAAGAUCUGGCUUCUGAUUUCGAGGUCAGAGGUUUCCCCACAAUUAAGAUUCUGAGAAAUGGAGGAAAGACUGUUCAAGAGUACAAAGGUCCACGUGAUGCAGAUGGUAUCGUUGAUUAUCUGAAGAAACAAAGUGGUCCUGCAUCCGUUGAAAUUAAAUCUGUGGAAGAUGCUAGUAAUCUUAUUGAUGACAAGAAGAUAUUCAUUGUUGGGGUAUUCCCAAAAUUUUCUGGGGAGGAGUUUGAGAACUUCACAUCUCUUGCUGAAAAACUGCGCUCGGACUACGAGUUUGGGCAUACUUUGGAUGCCAAGCUUCUUCCACGUGGGGAAUCAUCAGUGACGGGGCCCACAGUUAGGAUCUUGAAGCCAUUUGAUGAACGUUUUGUUGAUUUCCAGGAUUUCCAUGUGGAUGCUUUAGAGAAGUUUGUUGAAGAGUCUAGCUUGCCUACUGUGACUGUCUUUAAUAACGAUCCAAACAAUCAUCCUUUUGUUAUUAAGUUCUUUAACAAUCCGAAUGCCAAGGCUAUGUUGUUCCUGAACUUCAGCACUGAAAUUGCCGAUUCUAUUAAAUCAAAAUAUCGUGAAGUUGCUGAGCAAUCUAAAGGAGAAGGGAUAAGCUUUCUUAUUGGAGAUCUGGAAGCUAGCCAAGGUGCCUUCCAGUAUUUUGGACUUAAAGAAGAGCAAGUUCCACUACUUGUCAUUCAGAAGGCUGAAGGAGAGAAAUAUCUGAAAGCAAACUUGGAGGCUGGUCAUAUUGCACCCUGGGUGAAGGACUACAAGGAUGGCAAUGUCCAACCAUAUAGGAAGUCUGAACCUAUUCCUGAAGCUAACAACGAGCCUGUGAAAGUGGUUGUCGCGGACAGCCUCCAGGAUAUAGUCUUCAAUUCUGGAAAGAAUGUUCUCCUAGAGUUUUAUGCUCCUUGGUGUGGACAUUGCAAAAAAUUGGCUCCGAUCUUGGAUGAAGUUGCCAUCUCAUUUGAAAAUGACGCUGACGUUGUUAUUGCGAAACUUGAUGCAACUGCAAAUGAUGUCCCGAGUGAUAAAUUCGAUGUGAAAGGUUACCCAACCCUCUACUUUAGCUCAGCAAGUGGCAAGCUGUUGGAGUAUGAUGGUGAGAGGACCAAAGAAGAGAUCAUAGAUUUCAUCGAAAAGAAUCGGGAUAAAACUGCCCCACAUGACUCGUCAAAAGAUGAGCUCUAAAAGAAGGUAAAUAUAGCUGUGCCUGUUGACUCU
Molecule: messenger RNA, 1624 nt
Organism: Juglans microcarpa x Juglans regia
Lineage: Eukaryota; Viridiplantae; Streptophyta; Magnoliopsida; Fagales; Juglandaceae
Product: protein disulfide-isomerase-like
Exons: 10
Coding region: 80-1591 (503 amino acids)
Biological process (GO): response to endoplasmic reticulum stress; protein folding
Cellular component (GO): endoplasmic reticulum
Molecular function (GO): protein disulfide isomerase activity
Source: RefSeq, a predicted model, not a curated record